GAAGGGGGGGGCAGAGGAGGGGAUGGGCAUGGGAUGCGGAGCAGGGGACAGCGGGGGGGAGCCGAGAAGAAGCCCGGUGCCCCCCCGGGGAGGCUGCGGGAGGCUGCCUGGUGCCGGGCUCCGCUGCGGGGGGGCUCCACCGGAGCCGGUCCGUGCGCCCCCCGCGCUGACCGCCGGCCUGUCCCUCUCUCCCCAGCGAUGCUGCACGGCCCCGGCGCCCUGGGGGGGCCGUGGCAGCCCCCGCAGCAGCAGCAGCAGCGGCUCCCGGGGCUCGGCACCGCCUCGGUGCCCAGCGCCUUGGCCCUCGGCGGCGGCGGCGGCGGCUGCGGGGGGGGGCCCGGUCCCGGCGACCCCGGGAGGCGGCGGAGGAGGAGGCGACGGCGACGGCGGCGGAGGAGGAGCAGGAGGAGGGGGGGCCCCGGCCGGGGGCGGCGUGGGGGGCCCGGUGAGCCCUUGGGACAUCGCUCUGUGCGCCACGGGCACGGCGGUGGCGGCGGAGAACGCGCUGGUGCUGGCGGUGCUGUUCUACACGCCCAGCCUGCGGGCUCCCACCUUCGUGCUGAUCGGCAGCCUGGCGCUGGCCGACCUGCUGGCCGGGCUGGGGCUGGUGGGCAACUUCGCCGUGCGCUACCUGCUGCGGCCCCCCAGCGAGGCGGCGGAGCUGGGGGCGGCGGGGCUGCUGCUGGCCGCCUUCUCCGCCUCGGUCUGCAGCCUGCUGGCCAUCACGGUGGACCGCUACCUGUCCCUCUACAACGCGCUCACCUACCACAGCGAGCGCACCCUGGGCUUCACCUGCGCCACGGUGCUGCUGAUGUGGGCCCUGUGCCUGGGCGUGGGGCUGCUGCCGCUGCUGGGCUGGAACUGCCUGCGGGAGCCCAGCGCCUGCAGCGUGCUGCGCCCCGUCACCAAGGACAACGCGGCCGUGCUGGCCGUGGCCUUCCUGCUGCUCUUCGCCCUGAUGCUGCAGCUCUACCUGCAGAUCUGCAAGAUCGCCUUCCGGCACGCCCAGCAGAUCGCCGUGCAGCACCAGUUCAUCGCCACGGCGCAGGCCACCUCCACCCGCAAAGGGCUCUCCACGCUCUCGCUCAUCCUCGGCACCUUCGCCCUGUGCUGGAUCCCCCUGGCCAUCUACUCGCUGGUGGCCGACUCCAGCUACCCCGCCGUCUACACCUACUCCCUGGCGCUGCCCGCCACCUGCAACUCCCUCAUCAACCCCAUCAUCUACGCCUUCCGCAACCCCGACAUCCAGAAGUCGCUCUGGCUGGCCUGCUGCGGCUGCGUCCCCUCCGCCUUCUCCUCCAGGCCAAGGACGUCCAGCGACGUGUGAGGAGCUCCCUCGCUCGCCUCUUCUUCCUCCUCCUCCUCCUUUCCCCCUCUGCCAUCCGCGUUUCCCACCGGGAGGAGCCCCCCCCCUUGUCCCCCCAGCCCCGGCCUGCGCAUCUCGCUCCAUGGGCAGGUGGCCAGAAGGGAGAGAGGAAAAAAGGGGAAGGAAAAAAAAAAAAAAAUAGAGGAAAAAAAAAAUUAAAAAAAAAAAAAGGAGGAGGGAGGUGGAGAGUGGAGAAAGCAAAGAACGAUAAUGGUUUCCUUUAGAAAUGUUAUUUUCGUACACAUUUUAUUUUUGAUUUAAAAACACAAAACACCAAAAAAAAAAAAAAAAAGAAGGAAAGAGGAUCUCCGUACGAUGGAUGGCGUUUGUCUCGUCUCGGGUAAGGAGGCAGCGGGCUCGGUGGUCCCGCCGCCCCCCCGGGGCCACGAGUGGGGGACGGCUUUGGGAGCAUGGGGGGGGCGAGCCCCAUGUGUGUGGGGUGGGGGCGCCCCAAAAUCAGGUGUUGCUCUGCUAUGCAAUAACGGGGGGGCUGCUCUGGCUGGGAAGGGGCAGCCCCAGAGAAGCACAGGGAGUUGGAGGGGGGGAGAUGGGGCCGGGGGGGGGGCACGGUGCCUCCAUGUGGUCUGCAAAGGACUUGUGGGGCCAAAGGCACUUUAGGGGUUGCCUCUAUUUUGGGCUGCUGCAGGGCUGAUGGCAUUGGGGGCCACCCAGGGAACCCACCCCCCAAAAAAAGAAACAAAACAAAAAAAAAAGUGAUUUUUGGCCCAGCUCCCCCCCGGGCUGGCUCCACUCUGCUUUGCACAGGGAUGGGGGGUUGCAUCCCAAAAGGAUCGGGGCUUGCUCAGGUCCCAUAGAUGGCUGGGCAGAGAGCACGGAGCUGCCCGUGGGCACCAGCCGAUCCGCUGGGGGCAGGACAGGAUUUGUCCCAUGCUAUGGGGGGGUCACAGCCACCCGACAGCACCGUGUGUCUGUCCGGGUCCAGCCCCACAAAGCCAAGUGCGUGAAAAAGCAGCUGAGAGCGUCCAAAGCAUGCACGGGGCUUGAACUUGUUUUCUACCUUUCAGAAGUGGCCACUCUCCUUUUUAUUUUUCCUUUUUUUUUUUUUCUUCCUUUUUUUUUUUUUUUUCCCCCCCUCAUUUCCUUUCUAAACACCUUGGGCAAUGGGCAGGAGGUGCAAUGUCGAAUCAGUAUGCAUAUAAAAGUUAAUAUAUAUAUAUUUAUACAGAGUUAUAUAUAAAAGAGUAACCUAGCUAUAUGUACACACCGUUCUCUGCUCCUUUCCUCUCCGCUGGUUUCUGUAACUGCAGCCGGGUCCCUGCAGCUCCUCAGUGUGAGCACCCAACGCAGAGUUAGUUUUAACCACUUUUGAAACAUUGUGAAUAUUUUGGAAGUGUUUUUCUACACGCUGCUCUGGAAGGCAGCAUCCGUUUCCCAUUUUGUAUUUCUGAGUGAGAUGCAGCACGAGCCCAUCAGCUCUGGGCACACCUCGGCAUGCCCACAGUUGUGUUUUCUUGUGUAUCCUACGCUCACUGGUGGAAACAGGGUAAGGUGAGAGGAGGAAAGAAUAGGGUAAAAAGAAAUAGGGUGAGGUGAGGAGGAAGGUGAAGGGGCCUGAGGUAACGCGGUGUGCACUGGGGUGUGGAAAUCUCUGACCAUUUCACUGCACCUUCCUUUCGGUGUUGUUAUUUUAUUUAUUUUUUUAUUUUUUUCCCCAAAGAACAUCUUUCACUGGAGAAAGGUUUGAGUGGAGAUGUUGGGCAUCGGUGAGGGCACCGGGCUGCUCUGCUGGCUGUUGGGGCCCCCUUCUGUUGGCCGUCAGCACCAACCCUCCCAAGCCAGCAAAGCUGCACGUGGGGUGGGAAACGAGGCGGGCACCCUUCGGUGCUGGUUUUGGGGCACAGUCAGCACAGAAAAAACACAGAAAUGUGGUACCCUAAGGAUUUUGGUCCUGAUAUGACAGCCACAAUUUGCUCAUAUCGAAAAAAAGGCGUUUUAGUUGAACCUGGCGUAACAGCCCCAGAAACCAUUACUGUUCUUGGUGGGGGACAAAGUACCUCUUUCUUGUCGAAGCAUCACAUCUGGGGGGGGUGUCUCUAAAAAUGAUCUUGAUAAUCAUUUGUAUUGAUGUGUACUGACCAGCAUCAAGCGCUUGCUUCCUUGUCAACAACUAAUCAGCAGCUACCUUUGAUUGUCAGGAGUAAUUGUUCGAUGCACAUGGUGUCCCCUUGCAACUCCUCUCAUUCAUGCUCGACUUUUUCUCGGGGCGAGGUGGCCGUGCUGCUGCUAACAGCUCCGUCUCUGCCAUCUGCACCACUUCUGUUAAAAGUCCCAUCGCUUUUUGCAAAAUCACUGAGAGCUGCCCUGCCCCUGCCCUGGCCACCCGCAGACCUGAGCCUUCCCACUCCCGCUGGAAAACUUUGCAACACGGAGCAUUGUGGAGAUAAAGGAGAUGUUCAGCAGGGCCGGCCCACAUCACAACGGGUGGCCCACCACUCCUCUGCCCCUGGAUUUGGGGGAUGUGAAUUUUGGGGGCUGUGAAUGGGGGUUGUCCCCAGCUCCAAGUCCAGCAAUGGCUUAGCAAAGCCAGGUCCCUCCGGCUGCACUUGCCAACCCAUCGGCUUGGGCUACAAAUGACUGUCAUAAGGAAAAGGAUCUUAAGGCCAGCCAAAAAAACGCUGUAGGAUAAAGCACUGAAGAGGCUGAGGACAGAAGUAAUCACCUUUGUAAACUCUGCUUGGUGUCAAUUGUGUCUAAACCAAGGUUGUUCCUUUGCUGUUCCUUCCCCUCUCAUCACAUCUGCUUUCCCAGCAACGAGGACGCUUCAGAGCAAUCAGGACAGCAAAUUAUUUUGAUGUAACUGUUUUAACUUGACUGGGAGAGUUGAUCUCAAAGGAAAAUGUGCAGUUACCGUUCGGUCAUGGUAAAGUCAAGCCCCUACGACGCACUUUAUGAGCGAGUGAAAGCAAAUCAAUGCUGUUAUUGCACUGUAUCUCUAUUGUGUAUAAUAUUAUACAUUCAUCUGUAAGAGUAAUUUAUUUUUCUUACUGUAAAUAAAACUGUUAAAGUGGUUUGUCAAGAGGCUAUCCAAAAACGGGGGGAGAGGGUGUUAAAAUAAACACAUUUGAAGACCUGGGCUCCUGGCCCAGGUAUGUGCCAAA
Messenger RNA from Anas platyrhynchos (mallard), 4485 nucleotides. RefSeq names its product G-protein coupled receptor 12. Gene Ontology annotation, cellular component: membrane. Gene Ontology annotation, biological process: G protein-coupled receptor signaling pathway. Gene Ontology annotation, molecular function: G protein-coupled receptor activity. NCBI's taxonomy places the organism in Eukaryota, Metazoa, Chordata, Aves, Anseriformes, Anatidae. The record is from RefSeq and is a predicted model, not a curated record.